UAAAGGGAAACCAUAUAAGUAAGUGAAGAUGAAGUCACACAGAACAUAGAAGCAGCAGAGCAACUUUCUUCAUUUUAUCACUGAAACGAUAGGAUGGAGGAACCACUGACAACUCUCAUGACCACGGUCGCUGGUUAUUACAAUGAAAAUGACACCAGUGAUGACUACUCAGAUUAUGACACGGGGCCAACUGAGCCCACAGGCAUGUGCGACAAACGGUUAGUCCGGGAAUUUCGUGGCCGGUACGAGCCACCUCUCUUCUGGAUCAUCUUCAUCCUCGGGGCCCUGGGUAACCUGAUGGUGGUGUGGAUCUACACGACCGUGCGCAACCGCCUGAAAACCAUGACCGACGUGUACUUGCUGAACCUGGCGGUGGCCGAUCUCCUCUUCCUGUGCAUGCUGCCCUUCUGGGCAAACAACGCCUUCAAUGGCUGGGAGUUUGACGAGAGGUUUUGCAAACUGGUGUCCGGGGUCUACAAGAUCAACUUCUUCAGCAGCACGUUCCUGCUCACCUGCAUAAGCGUGGACCGCUACAUUGCUAUCGUACAGGUCACCAAGGCCCAGAACCUGAAGAAAAAGAGACUCUUCUACAGUAAACUCGCCUGCUUGGUUGUCUGGUCUGUCUCCAUUCUCCUGGCCCUCCCUGAGUUCAUAUUUGCUCGGGUGAAGCCGGACCAAAACGGCCGGUCCUUCUGCACUCUCAUCUACUGGAACAACAAAUACAACCGGAUUAAGAUCCUGGUGCUGUCCCUGCAGAUCUGCAUGGGCUUCUGCCUCCCUCUGCUAGUGAUGGUCUUCUGUUACUCUGUCAUCAUACGCACACUUCUGCAGGCCAAGAGCUUUGAGAAGCACAAGGCCCUGCGCGUCAUCUUUGUCGUGGUGCUUGUGUUCAUCCUCUCCCAGCUGCCAUACAACAGCCUGCUCAUAGUGGAGGCCGCGCAGGCAGCUAAUACAACCAUAACCGACUGCAACAUGGCAAUUCGUUUUGACGUGGCAGGGCAAGUCGCCAAGAGCCUGGCCUACACUCAUGCCUGCCUCAACCCUUUCCUGUACGUCUUCGUUGGAGUCCGGUUCAGACAAGACCUCCUGAGGAUGGUGAAGAGGUGUGUCGGUCGUCUGAGAACAGGAGGGUUGAGUAAAGCAAACGUAGUUCCCAAACGUCCGUCCAUCAUGUCAGAGACUGAGACUACCCCCGCCCUGUCAUUAUAAACACACAUUCUCCUACAGUCCUUUUAUAGACACUUGAGCAUUUAGUGUCUAGUUGUAAACAUGAUUAAGUUUUCCCAGCAUGCAUUACCUGCCACCAGAGCAGCAAUACAAUAUUCAUCUCUGAAAGCAAAUAAGAGUUUAUGUUCAUUUACAUUCUCACAG
Messenger RNA from Paralichthys olivaceus (Japanese flounder), 1371 nucleotides. RefSeq names its product C-C chemokine receptor type 9-like. Gene Ontology annotation, molecular function: C-C chemokine receptor activity; C-C chemokine binding. Gene Ontology annotation, cellular component: membrane; external side of plasma membrane. Gene Ontology annotation, biological process: calcium-mediated signaling; G protein-coupled receptor signaling pathway; cell chemotaxis. The record is from RefSeq and is a predicted model, not a curated record. Lineage: Eukaryota; Metazoa; Chordata; Actinopteri; Pleuronectiformes; Paralichthyidae.